GUGGUCUUGUUGGUAUGUAUUUAUGAUGGUCCGACCAUUCCUCACGCGAUGCGUAUGGCGUCGUAUUGCUCUCCUUUGUUGAUUUAUGGUUGUUUCUAUAACCUUACUUUCGUUUUUUAUGGAGGCUUUAGGUGGUGUUUACUCUGUGGAAGUUUGGCAUCGUUUAGAGCGUUGUAGCAGGUUGUUGGGGCUCUUCCAGUUUUACGAUUCUGGUGUUCAGAUUUGCUCUGAUGAAGCAACUGUGAUAUGUCAUUUGCAAGACCUCUCUCCAUAUUUGGUCUCUGUGUUUGAAGUUAUGUAUGCGCCCUUGCCUCGGUUUCACCGGCUUGGUUUCUUGUGCUAGUGACGGUUUGUUUUGGAUAAGACUUUCUUCUCUGUUUCUCACUUGGCAAGUGUUUUGGUUUCUUCAACUUUGGAUUUCAACAACAUGGGAAAGAGAAGACUAUUUUCACUGAGUUAAGACAUGUUUCUGGUGACAAAGUUCCUUCAUGUUCAAGCUGAGCUCUGCUCAAGCUGCUAGUGUAGAUAAAAGGAGGACAUUCAGCUGUGAAAUAAAAUGAACUUUGGACAGUGCAGUCUCCUUUGUAUCUCAAGAAACCUUUGUUUGAGAUAGUUUGAAUGCUUGGUCGCUGGAGUAUGCACAAGCAAUUAGGAGUGUAAUAGCUUUAAAAAUUGCAGAGUGCUACCAGUGACAAAGGUAUCAAUCGUACAUCGCCAACAAUGGUUCUCACUGGCUCCUCUCUCUAAUCUCUGCAGAAGCUGUAUCACUGCAUACAUGAUUUGGAAAUGUACACCACAGGAUUCCACCUAUUGGGGUGUGAAAGAUUUGUCUUCGUGUACUAUUACUUUGACUCAAUAGCCUCUAUAUACUGGUUAUUUUCUUUUCAUGCCUAUUGGUGUGUUUCAAUUUUUUGUAACAACAUUAUGCAAUUUUGCUUUGGUGACUUUAUAACAUUGAGCAUUAAAAAAAAAAUACAUACAAGAACAAUACAAUAU
Eruca vesicaria subsp. sativa (arugula) is the source of this 996-nucleotide messenger RNA. The record is from the annotation of a GenBank genome assembly. Lineage: Eukaryota; Viridiplantae; Streptophyta; Magnoliopsida; Brassicales; Brassicaceae.